Molecule: messenger RNA, 1221 nt
Organism: Zootoca vivipara (common lizard)
Lineage: Eukaryota; Metazoa; Chordata; Lepidosauria; Squamata; Lacertidae
Gene: SFT2D1
Product: SFT2 domain containing 1
Biological process (GO): vesicle-mediated transport
Cellular component (GO): membrane
Source: RefSeq, a predicted model, not a curated record
UGAACCCAACUCGAAGGUGUUUCCGGGUUUUCCUCGACGGCCAGUUUCCGGUUUAGCUUUCCCUCAGGAGGCGGUUGAGGCACAGGAGCUGACAAGGCGAGAGCCCCGCGAGGAAGUGUAGGCGCUUCUCGGCGACGGGGGUCGGUGGUGCUGAGGGGCGGCUGCCGCAGCAAUGGAGAAACUCCGGCGGGUGUUGAGCGGCCAGGACGACGAGGAGCAGGGGCUGACGUCGCAGGUGCUUGAUUCUUCAACUCUUAGUUUUAGUACUCGAGUCAAAUGGUUUGCUAUCUGCUUUGCAAGUGGCAUUGUGUGUUCCAUUCUUGGGACAGCAAUGCUUUGGCUCCCAGGCUCUGGCACAAAACUCUUUGCAGUGUUCUAUACCUUAGGAAAUAUUGCUGCAUUAGCCAGUACUUGCUUCUUGAUGGGCCCUAUGAAACAACUGAAAAAGAUGUUUGAACCAACAAGAUUAAUUGUGACAAUUGUUAUGCUGUUGUGUUUUAUCUGUACCCUAUGUGCUGUGUUCUGGUGGGGUAAGAAAGGGCUAGCUCUGCUCUUCUGCAUUCUGCAGUUCUUUGCAAUGACCUGGUACAGUCUGUCAUAUAUCCCUUAUGCAAGGGAUGCAGUGAUAAAAUGUUUCACGUCCUGCCUAGGUUAAAGUGAACUGAGAAGAAAUCUGCAAUAUUUUUGGAAGCCAACUACAUUUCUCCCAAGUUUACUUGGAUUGUUUCAGCACCUGAAAUGGUGAAAUCCACCUUCCACAAUAGAUUAGAUUGUGUUAGUAAAAUAAUAUUUUAAAAACACACAGCACUGGCAUAUCAGGAAACAAUUGUUUAAAUAUUUGUUCUUAAUCUCAAAACUAGAUCAAGGUAGUUUUUGGAUUUCAGGUAAAAUGCCUGUAAAUACUUUUGUCUAAAAUUUGCUAUUUAUCGUACCAUUUGUGCAUUAUUGUUACAUGCUUUUCCCAAAGAAUUUUAAAAUUAUUGUAAAAUGAAGUAUUUGCUAAAUUUAUAGCUAAUGUGGCUUUUUGAAAAGUUAAAGUAUGUGUUAGCCUGGAAAGACUGUAAAUGUGUAAUGCUGUUUUUAAAUGCUUGAACUUCUUGUUAAGCUUAUAUUUUAAAUGCCAAUUUUUUUGUACUGUGAUACUUAAAAUACACUUGACUAAAAGUGCUUAUGAGUAAUAUAUUAAAUCAUUGACUACAAAAUAAAUAUACUUUAAAAAUA